CGAGGCCACGCCAUGCGGUGAGCGCCCCCGGCCGGCCAGACCCCACCCUACCGACGCCCGGACCCGCCGACACCCCGAGACUCGCCGACACCCCGAGACUCGCCGACACCCCGGACGCGCUGCCGCUCAAGAUGCCCAGAGGCUGCGCCCUCCUGCUCGCCUCCCUGCUCCUCGCCGCGACCCUUUCAGCCACCCUGGGGCUCGGGUCACCGGUGAAGGAAAAGAGAGGCUGGACCCUGAACAGCGCUGGCUACCUUCUUGGUCCACAUGCCAUCGAUAACCACAGGUCAUUUCAUGACAAGCAUGGCCUCGCUGGCAAGCGGGAACUCCAGCCUGAAGACGACUCGAGGCCAGGAAGCCAUGACAGGCCACUGCCCGAGAACGAUGUUGUGCGCACGAUAAUCGACUUUCUGACUUUCUUGCAUCUUAAAGAGGCCGGGGCCCUGGAGCGCCUGCCCGCUCUCCCACCGGCCAUUUCCUCAGAAGACACGGAGCAGUCCUGAGGAAGCUGGCGGGCAUGAGAAUCUGCGUGUUGUCAUUUAAAGUCAAACUUGAAGAUGAUGGCUAAUCUGUGCCAUCUGACACAGGGAAACCAUUCCUAUCGUCUCUGCUCGCAUGUUGUGUUGUUAUCAUGUAAGGUGUUUUUCCUUUGGUCAUUAUUUGAUUUUGAGUGGCAAAAUAAAAAAUAGCAACUGCU
Messenger RNA from Diceros bicornis minor, 697 nucleotides. It is a transcript of the gene GAL, whose product is annotated as galanin and GMAP prepropeptide. Gene Ontology annotation, molecular function: hormone activity. The record is from RefSeq and is a predicted model, not a curated record. Gene Ontology annotation, cellular component: extracellular region. The transcript has 6 exons. NCBI's taxonomy places the organism in Eukaryota, Metazoa, Chordata, Mammalia, Perissodactyla, Rhinocerotidae. The coding region runs from base 132 to 503 and encodes 123 amino acids.